AUGUUCGCCAAAUCCUUCACGCUCCUUCUCCUCUCUCUCCCUUUCCUGGUCUCUGCCGCGCCUGCUGAGCUCGAGGCUCGCGCGAGCAUCGACACAUCCUCGCACUGCGGCCAGUGGGACACCGUGACCGCGGGCCAGUACGAGCUCCUGCUUGACCAGUGGGGAAUCAGCGGCGCGACCUCCGGCUCUCAGUGCGCCAACCUCAUCAGCCUGAGCGGCAGCACCAUCUCCUGGAAGACGACCUGGCAGUGGACCGGCGGCUCGGGCGUGAAGAGCUUCUCGAACAUCCAGCUCAACCAAGGCCUCAACAAGCAGCUCAGCGCGAUCAAGAGCAUGCCCUCGACCUGGCAGUGGUCGCAGACCACGUCCGGGACGAUCACCGCGGACGUCGCGUACGACCUCUUCACGGCGAACAGCGCGGGCGGCGCGAACGUGAACGAGAUCAUGAUCUGGCUCGCGAACUUCAAUGCGGGCCCGAUCUCGUCGCAGUACGGCUCGGACGGCAAGCCCGUGCCCGUCGCGUCGAACAUCAACCUCGCGGGCCACACCUGGAACCUGUACAGCGGUUCGAACGGCGCGAACGCCGUGUUCUCGUUCCUGCCCACGAGCGGGACGAUCACAAGCUUCAGUGGGGACCUCAACACGUUCUUCCAGUACUUGACCCAGCACGAGGGUGUCAGUACUUCGCAGUUCCUGGUCACCGCGCAGGCUGGUACGGAGCCCACUGUCGGUUCUGCGACGCUCACUACGACCGCAUACAGCUUGGCUAUCAACUAG
Messenger RNA from Trametes versicolor FP-101664 SS1, 777 nucleotides. RefSeq names its product concanavalin A-like lectin/glucanase. Gene Ontology annotation, molecular function: cellulase activity. The transcript is spliced from 4 exons. The record is from RefSeq and is a predicted model, not a curated record. Bases 1 to 777 code for a protein of 258 amino acids. Gene Ontology annotation, biological process: polysaccharide catabolic process. Lineage: Eukaryota; Fungi; Basidiomycota; Agaricomycetes; Polyporales; Polyporaceae.